Messenger RNA from Anopheles funestus (African malaria mosquito), 1593 nucleotides. RefSeq lists its product as uncharacterized. The transcript is spliced from 6 exons. Gene Ontology annotation, biological process: sensory perception of taste. The coding region runs from base 9 to 1244 and encodes 411 amino acids. Lineage: Eukaryota; Metazoa; Arthropoda; Insecta; Diptera; Culicidae. Gene Ontology annotation, cellular component: membrane; neuronal cell body; axon. The record is from RefSeq and is a predicted model, not a curated record.
CCAGUGCAAUGUUGACUCCCAACGAGGACGCAUUGAAAGCCUUCGAAUGUUUCACCGUGAUGGUGAAGUGUCUCGGCCUUUAUCCACCGGUAACAUGCAGCCGGAAGCGUUCCGUCUUGCGGUACAAACUCUGCAACCUUCUAACGAUAGCGUUCUCCGCUACCUUUUACGGGUUUUUGCUUCUGUUCCAUUCGCUCGAUCUAGAAACGAUCAAGCUCGGGUCGGGUUCACUGAUCACAUCGCGAAUGCACGAUUUCUACUUUGUGUCCCGAUACCUGACGGUCGUUGCGGUACUGUUGCAUUCCUUCGUCAACCAAGACAGUGUCGAUCAGUUGUUUCGUUUGCUGAACGAAGUGUCCAGUGUGGUGGUGAAUCUGAACAAAACUCCCGGUGCUUCGAUCGGAUACUUUGGGACGCAAAGUUUCGCACGACAUCUGCGGUGGUUAUCGUUGGUGUAUCCGCUCAUGUUUGUCGCCAUGACAGGGAUCGUCGAACGUUGGUUGCCCAACUAUGGAGUCCAAGUGCAUGCAUUCAAUGUGGUGCGGUUUCUGUACUUUUACUCUUACGUACAUCUGUGGGUGCAGGCCAUAUUGACGUUGUUUCUAGUGCUCUCAAGGUUUACCGCAUUAAAUUGUCUUUUUCGAAUGUACUUCCCCACCAGUCCAGCGGCGGUAGGAAAUCGAAGCGAGUUUGCAAUCUGCAGCGAAAAGGAACAGAUUAAUGUGCUGAAGCAAAUCAAAAUCCUGCACGACAAACUGAACGACGUGGUGGAGCUCGUUAAUUAUUGCUUCUCGGUGCAGAUCACAUUUUGCGUGGGGUUGUGCUUCGUCAUCGGAGUCGUCUGUUCGUUCGGGCUGUUCCGGGCGUUCAUCUAUCGGAACGAGCUGUUCUACAUGGGUGUACUGAACUUCAUCUGGUACAUGUAUUAUCUUUUCUUCGUCCUGUUUUUCAUCGCCGUCGGUAGCAAAAUAACACGCGAGGGUAAACGUAUCGGUAUUUUGGUGCAUAAAGCCAUCAACUGUUCGUCCUCGUCAGCAGUGAUAAAUGAGUUGAACCUGUUUUCACAGCAGCUACUUCAUCGCAGUCCGGUCAUAACGUGCGGGCUGUUUGUCUACGACUGGACGCUCUGGUACACGAUGAUUGGCGCCACAGCGACAUACCUCAUCAUCUUAAUUCAGUUCGAUGUUUCGUUCCCGAACUUGGUCAAUGUCAACGCGACGGCAAUGUACCGUGGUGGCACAUAAGGGCAUCGAGCGUCGUAGAAACAAAAAAAAAACGUUGAAGGACGAACAACUAGAACCAUCCAUCCAGGGUGGGUGGAUGAAUUCGGUAGCAAACUUUUCUACAACGAACAGAUAUUCGGUACAUGGUAGUGAAAUAUUCGUAAGAACAGUCCCUCUUUGUCGAAGCAAAAGUAUGCCAAAAUGCCACAUUCAGUGUUGCGUGUGUGUGUGUCUGUGUGUGUCUCUUCUUUUUUGUUUACUUUGAUGUUGAAAUUAAACAAACAAAGCAGAAGAAGAAAAAAAACUGAUCUACAGCGGUAGUUUCAUGAGCAACGUGUACUUCAUUGUGUGGAAUUUACUACCUCCCAAC